GACAUCUCCAUGGUCUUCAUUACAGAGGGAGAUCUCCAUGGUCUUUUCAUUACAGAGGGACAUCUCCAUGGUCUUUUCAUUACAGAGGGACAUCUCCAUGGUCUUCAUUGCAGAGGGACAUCUCCAUGGUCUUUUCAUUACAGAGGGACAUCUCCAUGGUCUUCAUUGCAGAGGGACAUCUCUAUGGUCUUUUCAUUACAGAGGGACAUCUCCAUGGUCUUUUCAUUACAGAGGGACAUCUCCAUGGUCUUUUCAUUACAGAGGGACAUCUCCAUGGUCUUCAUUGCAGAGGGACAUCUCCAUGGUCUUUUCACUACAGAGGGACAUCUCCAUGGUCUUCAUUACAGAGGGACAUCUCCAUGGUCUUUUCAUUGCAGUGGGACAUCUCCAUGGUCUUUUCAUUGCAGUGGGACAUCUCCAUGGUCUUUUCAUUACUGAGGGACAUCUCCAUGGUCUUCAUUGCAGAGGGACAUCUCCAUGGUCUUCAUUGCAGAGGGACAUCUCCAUGGUAUUUUCAUUACAGAGGGACAUCUCCAUGGUCUUCAUUACAGAGGGACAUCUCCAUGGUCUUUUCAUUACAGAGGGACAUCUCCAUGGUCGUUUCACUACAGAGGGACAUCACCAUGGUCUUCAUUACAGAGGGACAUCUCCAUGGUCUUUUCAUUGCAGUGGGACAUCUCCAUGGUCUUUUCAUUGCAGUGGGACAUCUCCAUGGUCUUCAUUACAGAGGGACAUCUCCAUGGUCUUUUCAUUACAGAGGAACAUCUCCAUGGUCGUUUCACUACAGAGGGACAUCUCCAUGGUCUUCAUUACAGAGGGACAUCUCCAUGGUCUUUUCAUUGCAGUGGGACAUCUCCAUGGUCUUUUCAUUACAGAGGGACAUCUCCAUGGUCUUCAUUACAGAGGGACAUCUCCAUGGUCUUUUCAUUACAGAGGGACAUCUCCAUGGUCUUUUCGCUACAGAGGGACAUCUCCAUGGUCUUCAUUACAGAGGGACAUCUCCAUGGUCUUUUCAUUACAGAGGGACAUCUCCAUGGUCUUCAUUACAGAGGGACAUCUCCAUGGUCUUUUCAUUACAGAGGGACAUCUCCAUGGUCUUUUCGCUACAGAGGGACAUCACCAUGGUCUUCAUUACAGAGGGACAUCUCCAUGGUCUUUUCAUUACAGAGGGACAUCUCCAUGGUCUUCAUUGCAGAGGGACAUCUCCAUGGUCUUUUCAUUACAGAGGGACAUCUCCAUGGUCUUUUCACUACAGAGGGACAUCUCCAUGGUCUUCAUUACAGAGGGACAUCUCCAUGGUCUUUUCAUUACAGAGGGACAUCUCCAUGGUUUUUUCACUACAGAGGGACAUCUCCAUGGUCUUCAUUACAGAGGGACAUCUCCAUGGUCUUUUCAUUACAGAGGGACAUCUCCAUGGUUUUUUCACUACAGAGGGACAUCUCCAUGGUCUUCAUUACAGAGGGAGAUCUCCAUGGUCUUUUCAUUACAGAGGGACAUCUCCAUGGUCUUUUCAUUACAGAGGGACAUCUCCAUGGUCUUCAUUGCAGAGGGACAUCUCCAUGGUCUUUUCAUUACAGAGGGACAUCUCCAUGGUCUUCAUUGCAGAGGGACAUCUCUAUGGUCUUUUCAUUACAGAGGGACAUCUCCAUGGUCUUUUCAUUACAGAGGGACAUCUCCAUGGUCUUUUCAUUACAGAGGGACAUCUCCAUGGUCUUCAUUGCAGAGGGACAUCUCCAUGGUCUUUUCACUACAGAGGGACAUCUCCAUGGUCUUCAUUACAGAGGGACAUCUCCAUGGUCUUUUCAUUGCAGUGGGACAUCUCCAUGGUCUUUUCAUUGCAGUGGGACAUCUCCAUGGUCUUUUCAUUACUGAGGGACAUCUCCAUGGUCUUCAUUGCAGAGGGACAUCUCCAUGGUCUUCAUUGCAGAGGGACAUCUCCAUGGUAUUUUCAUUACAGAGGGACAUCUCCAUGGUCUUCAUUACAGAGGGACAUCUCCAUGGUCUUUUCAUUACAGAGGGACAUCUCCAUGGUCGUUUCACUACAGAGGGACAUCUCCAUGGUCUUCAUUACAGAGGGACAUCUCCAUGGUCUUUUCAUUGCAGUGGGACAUCUCCAUGGUCUUUUCAUUGCAGUGGGACAUCUCCAUGGUCUUUUCAUUACUGAGGGACAUCUCCAUGGUCUUCAUUGCAGAGGGACAUCUCCAUGGUCUUCAUUGCAGAGGGACAUCUCCAUGGUAUUUUCAUUACAGAGGGACAUCUCCAUGGUCUUUUCACUACAGAGGGACAUCUCCAUGGUCUUCACUACAGAGGGACAUCUCCAUGGUCUUUUCAUUACAGAGGGACAUCUCCAUGGUCCUUUCAUUACAGAGGGACAUCUCCAUGGUCUUCAUUGCAGAGGGACAUCUCCAUGGUCUUUUCACUACAGAGGGACAUCUCCAUGGUCUUUUCAUUACAGAAGGACAUCUCCAUGGUCUUGUCACUACAGAAGGACAUCUCCAUGGUCUUGUCACUACAGAAGGACAUCUCCAUGGUCUUUUCAUUACAGAGGGACAUCUCCAUGGUCUUUUCAUUACAGAGGGACAUCUCCAUGGUCUUUUCAUUACAGAGGGACAUCUCCAUGGAUAAACUGAAACAAUACAGUCAGAGAAGAUGACAAGGACAAUGAAGGGGGGAGAGGAAAAAGUCAACUUGCAGAGGGUAGUUUCUGUGAGUCGGGAUGGGAUAUUGGUGUGGAGAAUGAUGAAUGGUGGUCAGUAUGGGAGAGAGUAUGUACGGGUGAGAGGCAGACAGAGGGACAGCGAGAGAGUGAGACAGAGUAAGAGCGAGAGAGCAGUGUGUGUGACAGAGAGUGAUGGUUGUGUAUUGUCUGUGCGUGGCCCAUGUGAGGUAGUUGAGGUACAGCGAUGUCCAAUCUCGUGGUUGAGCAACAUUUGCACUGGGGUCAGGAAGCAGUGAAGGAGAGGAGAAAAAAGGAAAGCAAGCGAGAGAGACGCCCUUCUCCUCCCAUUCUUAUAUAACCAUGUGGCAUUCUUCCCCUCUUUUCUCUCUCUCUCCCUGAAUGAUAAAUCAUCAACAACUGUGGGCUCCGAGAGCGAUGUUCUCCAGUGGACUCAAGUAUGUGACCCUGAAACUCAAGUUGGGGGAUUUCUUUAACUGAAGCAGAAGACAUUUCCUAUCUGUAGUCAAGGGUAAAUGAGCUCACGUUAACUGACCUGCCAGCAUCUUAAUAUACCAGUGUUAUUCUAGGAAUAAUAAUCACAAUAACAGCUUCAUAGCCAAAGGACCAAUAUCAAGCUCUAGAGAGGCAAGGUUUCUCACAAUCCUAGAGACAAGGUUUCUCACAAUCCUAGAGACAAGGUUUCUCACAAUCCCAGAGACAAGGUUUCUCACAAUCCUAGAGACAAGGUUUGUUACAAUCCUCGAGACAAGGUUUGUCACAAUCCUCGAGACAAGGUUUGUCACAAUCCUAGAGACAAGGUUUCUCACAAUCCUAGAGACAAGGUUUCUUACAAUCCUAGAGACAAGGUUUCUCACAAUCCUAGAGACAAGGUUUCUCACAAUCCUAGAGACAAGGUUUCUCACAAUCCUAGAGACAAGGUUUCUCACAAUCCUAGAGACAAGGUUUCUCACAAUCCUAGAGACAAGGUUUCUUACAAUCCUAGAGACAAGGUUUCUUACAAUCCUAGAGACAAGGUUUCUCACAUUCCUAGAGACAAGGUUUCUUACAAUCCUAGAGACAAGGUUUCUCACAAUCCUAGAGACAAGGUUUCUCACAAUCCUAGAGACAAGGUUUCUCACAAUCCUAGAGACAAGGUUUCUCACAUUCCUAGAGAGACAAGGUUUCUCACAAUCCUAGAGACAAGGUUUCUCACAAUCCUAGAGACAAGGUUUCUCACAAUCCUAGAGACAAGGUUUCUUACAAUCCUAGAGACAAGGUUUCUCACAAUCCUAGAGACAAGGUUUCUCACAAUCCUAGAGACAAGGUUUCUCACAUUCCUAGAGAGACAAGGUUUCUCACAUUCCCAGAGACAAGGUUUCUCACAAUCCUAGAGACAAGGUUUCUCACAAUCCUAGAGACAAGGUUUCUCACAUUCCUAGAGACAAGGUUUCUCACAAUCCUAGAGAGACAAGGUUUCUCACAAUCCUAGAGACAAGGUUUCUCACAAUCCUAGAGACAAGGUUUCUCACAAUCCUAGAGACAAGGUUUCUCACAUUCCUAGAGAGACAAGGUUUCUCACAUUCCCAGAGACAAGGUUUCUCACAAUCCUAGAGACAAGGUUUCUCACAAUCCUAGAGACAAGGUUUCUUACAAUCCUAGAGACAAGGUUUCUUACAAUCCUAGAGACAAGGUUUCUCACAAUCCUAGAGACAAGGUUUCUCACAAUCCUAGAGACAAGGUUUCUCACAAUCCUAGAGACAAGGUUUCUCACAUUCCUAGAGACAAGGUUUCUUACAAUCCUAGAGACAAGGUUUCUUACAAUCCUAGAGACAAGGUUUCUCACAAUCCUAGAGACAAGGUUUCUCACAAUCCUAGAGACAAGGUUUCUCACAAUCCUAGAGACAAGGUUUCUCACAAUCCUAGAGACAAGGUUUCUUACAAUCCUAGAGACAAGGUUUCUCACAAUCCUAGAGACAAGGUUUCUCACAAUCCUAGAGACAAGGUUUCUCACAAUCCUAGAGACAAGGUUUCUCACAAUCCUAGAGACAAGGUUUCUCACAAUCCUAGAGACAAGGUUUCUCACAAUCUUAGAGGCAAGGUUUCUCACAUUCAUAGAGAGACGACAAGGUUUCUUACAUUCAUAGACAAGGUUUCUCACAUUCCUGGAGAGACAAGGUUUCUUACAAUCCUAGAGAGACAAGGUUUCUCACAUUCCUAGAGAGACAAGGUUUCUUACAUUCAUAGAGAGACAAGGUUUCUUACAUUCAUAGAGAGACAAGGUUUCUUACAUUCAUAGAGAGACAAGGUUUCUCACAUUCCUAGAGAGACAAGGUUUCUUACAAUCCUAGAGAGACAAGGUUUCUUACAUUCCUUCUAUUAAUGAUAGUGGCUUU
This is a messenger RNA of Oncorhynchus keta (chum salmon), 5052 nucleotides long. RefSeq lists its product as uncharacterized. The record is from RefSeq and is a predicted model, not a curated record. The coding region runs from base 478 to 1872 and encodes 464 amino acids. Lineage: Eukaryota; Metazoa; Chordata; Actinopteri; Salmoniformes; Salmonidae. The transcript has 2 exons.